Lithohypha guttulata is the source of this 1638-nucleotide messenger RNA. RefSeq lists its product as uncharacterized. Lineage: Eukaryota; Fungi; Ascomycota; Eurotiomycetes; Chaetothyriales; Trichomeriaceae. Gene Ontology annotation, cellular component: precatalytic spliceosome. The record is from RefSeq and is a predicted model, not a curated record. Gene Ontology annotation, biological process: mRNA cis splicing, via spliceosome. Bases 1 to 1638 code for a protein of 545 amino acids. Gene Ontology annotation, molecular function: RNA binding. The transcript has 2 exons.
AUGGCGAACGAUACACCGCCGCCUACAUCUGGCUCUCGAACAGGUCUCUCGCUGUAUGCGAAUCUGCUUGACCCAAACAACCAAGCUCCUGGCACUAUUUCUGGUGCCCCUGUUACAUACAACAAACCAGCUGAUUCUCCUGCCGAAGACGAAGCUGCAAAGAAGCAAAAUGCCCUUGCUGCCUCUCUCCGAUUUCAACCUACGAAAAGACCACAAUUGGCUGCUCAAAAAGCAAAAGCAAAAGCCAUCGCAAGCAAGCUAGCAGCUCUCCCAAAGCCAGCUGAAAGUAUCAACGAUCCGCCGGCCGCGGAUGUCAAGGCUGAGCGGACCGGUGUACUUGCGGCGGCGUCCACUCCUCUGUCCGCUCAGAAGAGCACGGUAGCAGACUGGACUGCCACUGUUUCCGAUGACGAGGAUAUCAAUGCGUACUAUGCGAGCACUCGCCAACGUGGAGGACGUAAAAAGCGGAAGAAGAAUAAAGACUCCUCACAGCAUAUUCAGCACGAUUGGGACGACAUCUACGAUCCUUCGAGACCAAACACAUAUGAAGAGUACAAACAUAGUGACGAGAAAAUUCGUGAGGUCAGAGAAUGGAAAGAUCUCCUUUAUCGUCAUCGAAUGCAGCGUAAGAAGUCGAGCGACCACGACUCCGACAGUGAUACCUGCAUUAACGAAGCCAAAAACAGUAAGCAGUUCACCAAGCAAUCAGUUCAUUAUAUUAACUUGGCAGGACAAUUUGUACCCCCACCUUCAAUGUCAUUCGCGCCUCCUGCAUCAUUCACAGAGCCUCCUCCUCCGCCUCCUCCACCCGAAGAAACCGAACACGAACCGCCUGCUGCCGGCAAGGUGCCUGGUGACACGAGGGGCGAAGAUGCGUGGGCACGCCGUAUGCAGAUGACGGGCAAGAAUAUCCAACUACCGCCUCCAGCAACAGUCCCUUUGCCGCUCCCUGGACAAAUAGCUAGGGCACCCGUACGCUACAACCUCCCUUCGCCCGAUCCUGAGCUUCCUGCAAAUGAGGCUGAGUUACAAGCCAUGGAUGUAGAUGAAGAGCCACAAGAAGCUCAGUCUCAUGCCCCCAAGUCUCUCAAACCAGGUCAGGCUAAGUUUGCUGAGCGACUCAUGGCCAAAUAUGGUUGGUCUAAAGGACAAGGCCUAGGUAAAGAAGGCACUGGAGUCACAUCAGCUCUCUAUGCAAAGGUCGACAAGAGGAAAAAGAAAUCAGAUGCCGAAGGUGGGGGCUAUGUCACUCCAGUUCAAACUGGUCGCAUCAUGGGCGGCACUAAAUCGCGACUUGGCAAGGAAGCAGAAGAGGGCAAAUUCGGUGCUAUGUCAGAAAUCGUACGCCUUGAAGGAAUGCUUCAGGGUAUGGAUAUUCAGGCAGAGAUGAUGAGAGGAGAUGGUAAUAUUAUGCAAGAGAUUGGCGAAGAAUGUGGUGACAAGUAUGGCAAUGUCGAGCGAGUCUACAUUCACUCGAAUACUAGCAAUGAGUUGGGCGCAAUGGUCUUCAUUUACUUCACACAGCCUCUGUCCGCCCUUCGAGCUGUGAAUGCUCUCGAAGGACGAGUAUUCAAUGGCAAUGAGAUUCGAGCACGGUUCUGGCCUAAGGAGAAGUUCGACCAAGCGCAGUACGAGUAG